Rosa chinensis is the source of this 723-nucleotide messenger RNA. Its product is annotated as 26S proteasome regulatory subunit 10B homolog A-like. The record is from RefSeq and is a predicted model, not a curated record. Lineage: Eukaryota; Viridiplantae; Streptophyta; Magnoliopsida; Rosales; Rosaceae. Gene Ontology annotation, cellular component: proteasome regulatory particle, base subcomplex; cytosolic proteasome complex. Gene Ontology annotation, molecular function: proteasome-activating activity. Gene Ontology annotation, biological process: positive regulation of RNA polymerase II transcription preinitiation complex assembly.
AUGACCUCGACCGAGACGGAGGACGUCGUACUACGUCGCACCGCCAUCACCGAUUACUGCAAUAGGUUACUCCAGCACAAGGAGCUCGACUCCCGAAUCCACGCAGAAAACUUGAGAGGAGUUAAGGAGGAGUUUGGAAAAACUGAAGAUGAUUUGAAGUCGCUUAAAAGUGUUGGUCAGAUUAUAGGGAAAGUUCUGAAACCUCUUACUUUUAGUGAAUGUAAUUUUGUUAGAGCUGCUUUGUGUUUGAGAAGUCUGGAAGUAAAUGUUUUGGAUAUGACUAGUCUGACUAUCAUGAGGGCUCUUCCAAGAGAGGUUAACCUGGUAGUGUAUAAUAUGUUUCAUGAAGAUCCAGUUAAUGUUAGCUACUCUGCUGUGGGAGGGCUAGGAGAUCAGAUCUUGGAUCUUAGGGAAUCUAUAGAACUGCCUCUAAUGAACCCUGAGCAUCAAACCACCCAAGGCAUGUUUUAUAUAAAGUCUUCAUUGUUAUUUUAUUGAAUUGUUCCAGUGUGUUCUUCUCUAUGGACCCCGGGAACAGGGAAGACAUUGCUAGCCAGAGAAAUUGCAAGAAAGAGAGAUGCUAACUUUCUAAAGGUGAGAAUUCAAUUGGGUCAGGGAUCAGCUGGACAAGUUGCCAGGACCAUGAUCAAGGAGGAGGGUUUUGGUUUAUUGUAUAAGUCAUUGCUGUGUGAUCCAAACCCGAACUCUCCAGCAAACAAUUAG